GAAUUUGUGGGUGCUAUUUAAAGGCUGACUCGGGAGAGGUUGUUAGGUUAUAGGUUAAAAUGCAAAAUAAAUUGUGCUACCUACUUAAAUUUCGUUUAUUUCAAAAACACAAGUAACCGCCGUUUAGUUUUUGUGAUCAAAAUAACAUACUAAAUUGAUCUCAACCAUAAAUUUGAUGACAGGUAUACGGUUCCUAUUGCAAUCUACUCUGCAGAAUAUUAGUAGCCUAUCACAAAUAAUAGACAUCAAUAGGCAAGUCAACGAUUAUAGACAGUUAAUUGGACACCAGGAUGCUACAAAAAUUGGAGAAUUUUCCAGCAGAACUAUGCUGUUUUAUAUGUGGAGAAAAUCACUACGAUGAGGAUAAUUAUGGCGCUGUCUAUAAACUUGGUCACAUUACACUCCAUUACUUCUGUCUACUGAUGUCAUCAGACCUUAUUCAAUGUGGAUCCGACAGUGAAGGCAUUCUGGGGUUCCUGCCUCAGGACAUCAAAAGUGUGGUCAAGAAAUCGAAAAAGGCCAUUUGUGUAAUCUGUGAAGACGCGGGUGCCAGUGUGCGUUGUUCGAAAUGCAAUGCAAUGUUUCAUUUUCCUUGUGGCAUCAAGAAAGGCUCAUCGCACCAGUUUUUCGGUCAGUUCAAAUCGCUGUGUCCCGAACAUCGGGUGCGACAGAGAAUUCCGAAGAACAUAGCGGAUGAACUCGCACUCACGGGUGCGGUUUGCAUCAUCUGUUUGGAAACUGUGUCACUAGAUGGCAACAAUUACAUCUGGGCGACGUGCUGUAGGAAGAAUGGAGUGUUCCACAGAGGCUGCCUGCAAAGAAUGGCGUGCAGCUUCGGAAGUUACACACUCAAAUGUCCUCUUUGCAACAAUAAGCGGAAAUUUGUGCAGAGUAUCAUGCAGCAUGGCAUCUAUGUGCCGCACCAGGAUGCGUCAUGGGAGAAGCCGAACGCCUUCAAUGAACUGUUGGAACGCUACCAGCACUGUGACACUGAAGCCUGCCUGUGUCCCGAGGGCAGGCGGUUCAACAAACAUCCUUGGCAAAUGUUGCUAUGCACUGAUUGUGGCUCCCAAGGUGUGCAUAAUAAUUGUCUUCCCUCCAACUAUUCCUAUUCUGAAUGGAAGUGUGAUAUUUGCAGCAACGUCAACUCUGACCAACAUUUACCAAAUCCUGUUGAAGAUAGCUUUAACGGCAACCGUGUAAAUAGCAGUAAUGAUGUGAUCAAUAGUUGUCAAAGUCACACUUCAUCAAGUUCUGCAACUACAGUACAAACAACUAUUCCUGCUUUUGUUGAUGGUCGAAGAUUAAGACUCCUACAACCAAUAUUGAAAUUAAUAAGGAUUGAUGAAAGUUCUUCAUCAAAUUGUAAAACUGCACUGAAAACAACUAUUCCCGCUUCUACUGUUAGCCAAAGUGAAGAAGGCCCGCCACAACUAUUGAAAAUGAGAAGAAUUGAUGAAACUUUAACUUUGAAUCAAAGGAAAACUGAUGAUAUAGAUGUGGAACAAAUUAAAAAUGAUGAAAGAAUAAUCAAAGUUGAAGAAGGAGAACUUGAAGAAAAGGAUAUUGAUGAAAGUUUAACUUCGAAUCAAAGAAGAACUGAUGAAAUUGCAGUUGAACAACAAAAGAUUGAUGAAAGUUCAACUUUCAAUCAAAGACGAACUGAUGAAAAAACAGCUGUAGAACAGAUGAAAAUUGAUGAAAGAAAAAUCAAAGUUGAAGAAGGACAAUUUGAAGAAAAGGAAGUAGAUGAAAGUUCAACUUUGAAUGCAAAAUCAUCACAUAAUAUUGCUUCCAACUUGAAACUAGUCAAAUCUAAAGGAACAUCACAUCUGAAACGCAGAAAAGUGGAGGAAAAAUAUUUUGGAUCUGACAAUCAGCAAGACCUACAAUCUCAGCCGAAUGAAAAGCCUGAAAGAUGCAAUAUUGCCAAAAGAAAGCAUUUGAUGCUUCAUGCUGACGAUCACGGCAAAUACAUGGAGAGAAAACUGGCAAAGACGCGACAGUUCACGGACGUUACUGUGACAAUUACAGGGCGAGGUCGUGCCGAAAGUUGUUUGAAAAACAUCGAGGAAACAUUGAAAGAGGCCUGCGUGAGUGUUAUCUUUCUAGGUAGUGAGGAUGUAGCUAAGAACGAAUCACAAAAAUAUCUUUCAGCAGUUCAUAAACUGGUCUCCCGAAACAAGGAUGCAAAAUUUGUUGUCGUAGAUUUGCCGGUACGAUACGACAGGCCACGUUGGUGCUUUAUCAACAGAAAUAUCAGGGAAACUAACAAGAAACUGAGAAAAAUUAUGGCUCAUUUAGAUAAUGUCAGGCUGGUUGAUCUCAGUAUGGUGGGACGUUCAUACCAUGAUAUUUAUGGUCAAUACUUGAAUUAUUAUGGUAAAAUUUGGCUUGUGUGGCAAAUUUGCAUUGCGGCAAGACAAUUAUUGCUAGAUUAAACUAAACUUUUCACAAUGAAGAAAAGGUUCAUAAUACAUGGUUAUUCUUAAUGAUGGACCCAUUUUGUAAAUUCAUAAUUUCUACUCAAGUACUUAUCCAAAAUGAAUAAUCUACACAACAAUUGAGAGGGAAAAUUCAAAGUUUUCUUGGCAAUAAUCAACUUGGGCCCCUAUAAAACCAGACAACCAGCCGGGUUAGGUUAAACCAACAAACUAACCGAACCUAACCUAUGAAACGUGGCAGCUGGGCAGCCAAGUCGCCCUCUCCGUCCGGGUAUUGUAUUUUAAACUUUUAAACUUAGACUAGAAGUGAGCGACUGCUGGCUGUCAUGUCUGAUGCGGCAUCCACACAUUUGCCCAAUGAAGUCCAACGUCAAUGUGUAGAUGGGUGGUUUGCCAGUGCUGGUCUAGAUGUGGACUAGUCAUAAUAGGGUCCAAAGUUAAUUGCCCAAAAAAACUAUGGAAUUGUAUCUCUUCAUUGAUGUGAAGAUUGCUAAUUUUGGAUAAGAACUUUUCAAAAAUGGGUCCAACAUUUAGAAUAAUUCUGUAUUAUUGUGAUAACUAUCUUGUAGAAGUAGCUCUACAGUAUGUAUCUGUAGAAUGCAUAAUAAAUUAAUAUUUUUACACUAUCUUACAACAGAUCAACAUAAAACGUGCUCGUUUUGAGCGGUCGUUUUUCUAUAUUAACUGUAUUUUUA
Molecule: messenger RNA, 3139 nt
Organism: Nilaparvata lugens (brown planthopper)
Lineage: Eukaryota; Metazoa; Arthropoda; Insecta; Hemiptera; Delphacidae
Exons: 4
Coding region: 291-2441 (716 amino acids)
Cellular component (GO): nucleus
Source: RefSeq, a predicted model, not a curated record